AGUAUUAUGGUUAACUCAACGGUUGACGGUUGAGUCGGUCGGCGAAACGAUCGCGGAUUCGUUAAAUUUAAAAUUCGAACAAUCGUCAUUGGACUUGAUGUUUUGACUAUCGUUUUUAUUGAAAUUUAAAACGCUAUGCUCGAACAAAGCUGGAAGCCGAUCUCAGAUAGUUUGGAGGAAGAAUUUAAUAGACCGGUGGAAUCUAUAAUGAGGUGUGAGGAUUUUAAGAGUAAUUUUGCGAGGAGGCUUUCUAAUCGGUAUAUCUCUAAGUCACCGGUGUCUGGUUCAAGGCAAGAUAUGCUGUUGAAACUGCAACCAACGAAUAACACACGGGAUUUUCAAAGCCCAGUUCCAGAAAGAAUUGAGACAUGUACUCAACUUUCGAAAUGUGAUAAAAUGGAGCAAAUUGGCGAACCAGUGAAGCCACCGGAUAAACAUUUAAAGAUGAACACCGAUAUACGAAAUACGGAAGUGAAUGCGCUGAAUAUGGAAGUCGAAACAUUAAGAUGGCAAUUGGCACAGGUAAUUAAAACACGUUUUAAAUCCGCUUGCGAAAGUGUUGGUGCACCAAUAUAUUUAUUUAUUUACUGAUAAUUUAUGUUUAUGUUUGUGUAUUUUUAAACAAUGCGUUGAUGCUAUGCGAAAUUGCUAUGCGAAUUUUAUUUAUACUUCUGGUCUACAUUGUUUAUAGCUAUUGUCCAUUAGUUCUUAAUUUGCCAAUGUGAGCGUGAUUAUUUUCAGACUGAAGCAAACAGACAGAUGCACAUAGCAUUACUAAAGCAAAUAGUGACUUUCUUGAACAGAGUAAAGGAUCAUUUUGAGUGCCAGAAAAACGAAGAUUCGCCGCGAAAGCAUGUUCCCUCCCGGGUCCUCGCCAGGUCCAUCAACUUCAACGACUUGCCUCGAUCCCGUUCCGUUUUGCAUGUCAACAAAAAUCUAGAUUUUACAAUAAGUCCCGCCAGGAAAAUAAGUACAAGAAAGAUCAGUAAAUCAAUUAGCAAUGUCAAUGGAUACAAAGACUGUAAUGGACUGUGGUAAUUACCUUCCAAUUUUAAAUCUUUGUUGUGAAUAUUAAAAUUCCUUUUAAAAAAUAAUUAGCAUUUCCAUAAUUGUUACCGUAACAGCUUAAAAUUCAGUUAUUUUUUUCUUUUUAGUUAAUAUAAAGGUAUCUAACAGUCUAAAUAACACGGAGAAAAUAGCAUCAUUUGUUAUUGCUUACUUAAAUUAGCGAUUAAAUUAUUGUAUUAAGUUAUUUGCCGUCCUCUUUAAAUCCAUUGCUGGAUAUAAAUACUUAAGCUGCAGUAAAUAGAGGCGUGAAAUCUUGAAAGAUUUGUCAUUACUCACCAAGCUGUACCGGUGGAUUAUCUGUGCAUAACCACACCUUUGAACCAAUAAUGCUGGUCCCUAUCACCAAUAUGUGGGUUCUGGUCUUGGUGUAUGUUAGAAUGGAUAAACUUCCAAAAUAUCGGUUGUCGCGAUUCAAGACCUCAAGACCGACAACGAAACUGCAAAUCUUCUAAUUUUACUGGUUGUUCAUGGGCUUUGAGAUGAAAUACUCACUUGCCUUCAAGUAAGCCGCACGCUUAUUUGCCACCUCUUCUAAAAAGAAUAAAAAAAAAUUAUCGUUUGUUAGUCAUCAACCUCUCGUACUUUAGUAAGUAAGGCGCACCUCGUGUAGAUGAGGUUGGCAAAGAUAAAAGUUCACAAUUCUUAUUAUGUAAAAGAAACACCUAUUUACAUUAACUUGGAAAGUGAAACAUGAAAUACAAAAUUUUAUACUUAGAGUUGUUUUCGAGAAAACAAUUCGUAUACUCGUACGUAUUCAGGACUAACGGCUUUACAUGCUUUUCGAGGUAUGGGGUAAAAUGUCGCCAACUUUCUGACUCCGAGGUCUGAGAAUAUCUUGACAGAAAAAAUCAAUAACUGAUUUUUAUUAACAUGACCUGCAAUUCGAGACUGGAAUCUUACGAUCAGCAGUCGCGUUUACAAUUACUAGACUAACCAAGCAGUCGUAUUAUGUUUCAUUUCAUAUUAUACUUUAAACUAUAAUAGAGAAGUUGCAUUAAUUUUUUUUGUCACCACAAAUUUAUAUAUAAAUAAAAGAAUAAUUCAUUGAUUUACCAAAGUAUAUUUAAAUAUUUUUUUAUUCACAAUCCCUUUCUUUAUUAAUAAAAAAUAUAAAUAAAUUUUAUUAAUAAAAAAUAGUAAAUUUUUUAACGAAUAAAACCUAAUUGUGAUUGGUUGUGACGUCAUUAUAUCCGUUGAAAGUAAGCCAAUUGCAAUCAUGCUAUGCUUUGGUACAUCAUAACAAAACAUAUAUAACAUAAUAUAUAACCUGUAUUAUACAAUGAUAUUUUUUUAUAUUGACGAGUGUUUUAUCAUUUUACCAUGCAGUGGCGUUACUAAAGCGAUAUAAUGACGUCACUGGCGUUUGAAUUUACAUUUUAGAAAAAACAUUUUUAAUUGUAAAAUUAGAUGAAAGUUUUUUUGAUUUUUUUUAAUAAUUUUUAGUAAGCUUUCAAAACCAAUAAAAAAAACAAGCAAAUUCUCUAUUUUUUAGUAGUCUUAUGUAUAGGAUAGGUAUGUCUUAUUUUUACUACGGAAGUUUUAAAUGGCUACAAGCUUAAAUCAAUUUCAGGAGCCAGUCAAAAUUGUCUCUUGUUCCCGAACACGAAACGUCACAGAAAAUAAGCGAAGAAAUGUCGAGACUGAUUACUCUUGCCAACACAGUACUUAGUACCAAUUUGCCUGAUCUCGCUUGUGCGUGUGUGAACAACUUUAAUGAUAUCGAUACAAAACUGACUGAAGAUGAAAUAGAAAGGCCAACGUCGCUAAAUGUUACAAUUAAUUUUAUAAAAGAUGAGCCGCGCAGUACAACAGUUAACAGUCCGAAAGGUGACAAUGGCGUGACCAACAAAGUCAUAGAAGUCAGUAGCAUAAAUACCAACACAAGUGACUGUUGUGUGUCAAUUUUGUCCCAUCAAACCGAAUUGGAGGACAAGUUUUCUACUUUGAAGACUCUGGAAAACGAAAGCAAUAAUUCAAACGGCGACACCGAACCACCGAAUGAAAAUGUGGUUGAAGCUAUAGAUAAAAUACAAGUUUUUGAUAAAAUUAACAAUUAUAAUGCUCUAUCGAAUUUUAUUGAAGAUGAGAGUGGAUUUUCUUCAAUGAGCUCUUUUCAAGAAAUUGGAAUACCAGUUAUAAGCAUAAUACCACCGUCGCCAUGUAAAGAAGUUGGUUACUUGGAAGAAAUUUCUGACAUAUUAGAGGAAAGAGAAAAAUGGAAAUCGGACGGCAUCGAACUGGAUAAGCAGAGUGUUAAAGUUUUUUGGGUCUGAUUUAGGUCUCCAUGUACAAACUUUUCCACUGACGAUCCGAGCCGGCGAUUUAAAUUUACAAAUUUAAAUUUUGAUAAAUUUGUACUUAUUCAUAUUGCCUUAGUUUUGAGGUACUAAUAUACAAAAUGUCGAUUAAAAUAUUUAUAAAAUUUGUCUUAAAAGUCUGUAAUAAACUGUGAAAUU
Parnassius mnemosyne (clouded apollo) is the source of this 3524-nucleotide messenger RNA. The record is from the annotation of a GenBank genome assembly. NCBI's taxonomy places the organism in Eukaryota, Metazoa, Arthropoda, Insecta, Lepidoptera, Papilionidae.